AUGGCUCCGUAUGAAGCACUUUAUGGGAGGCAUUGUAGAUCUCUAAUUGGGUGGUUUGAACCUACUGAAGUAGAACUAUUGGGUCCCGACUCAGUUCACGAAGCAAUAGAGAAGGUGAACCUCAUUGCGCAACGACUUAAGACAGCUCAGAGUCGACAUAAGUCUUAUACAGACAUGAGGCAUCAUGAACUAGAGUUUUCUGUUGGUAAGAAGGUAUUCUUGAAAGUGUCACCGAUGAAGGAAGUAAUGCGGUUUGGUAGAAAGGGUAAGCUUAGUCCUCGUUUCAUUAGCCCUUAUGAGAUUGUUAGGAGAAUUGGGAAGGUGGCUUAUGAGUUGAAGUUACCAUUUGAGAUGGCCAUGGUGCAUCCUGUGUUUCACAUUUCGAUGUUGAGGUUGUAUAAACCUGAUCCUUCUCAUGUCUUGACUCAUGAAGAGAUUGAAAUCAAUGAAGGAUUGUCUUAUGAAGAAGAACCGGUGCAGAUCUUGGAUCGACCAGUUAGGAGGUUGAGAACAAAAGAUGUAGCUUCAGUUGAAUUCCUGUGGCGAAACCAUAAUACAGAAGAAACGACUUGGAAAGCGGAGGAGGACAUGAAGAAGAGAUACCCUCACUUUUUCCCUAUUCCCGGCUUUUCUGGUGUGGUUGUGGGAGUCUCUGUGAGGACCAUAUGGUUAUUGUUAGAGUAUUAUAUGACUUUUGUUCAAGAUAUCUUACAAUGUAAAUGA
Molecule: messenger RNA, 723 nt
Organism: Lycium ferocissimum
Lineage: Eukaryota; Viridiplantae; Streptophyta; Magnoliopsida; Solanales; Solanaceae
Exons: 2
Coding region: 1-723 (240 amino acids)
Source: RefSeq, a predicted model, not a curated record